Colias croceus (clouded yellow) is the source of this 3075-nucleotide messenger RNA. RefSeq names its product neurogenic locus notch homolog protein 1 (gene wry). Lineage: Eukaryota; Metazoa; Arthropoda; Insecta; Lepidoptera; Pieridae. The transcript is spliced from 12 exons. Bases 222 to 2390 code for a protein of 722 amino acids. Gene Ontology annotation, cellular component: protein-containing complex; plasma membrane. Gene Ontology annotation, biological process: establishment or maintenance of epithelial cell apical/basal polarity; heterophilic cell-cell adhesion. Gene Ontology annotation, molecular function: Notch binding; calcium ion binding. The record is from RefSeq and is a predicted model, not a curated record.
UCGACGCCGCCCGCCCUGCUGUUACUUGCCAAAACAUUGAACCUAUUGUUUUUAUGCAAAACAUACGUUUUAUGCGAUGAAUACAAACACGUGAAUUUGUGCCGCGGCGGGCGCGAGGGCUGUGGAGAGGCUCGGCUUCUAUUUAGAAUACCAAUUUUAGGGUGAAUGUUAAGCCAAAGAGUGCCAAAAUAACGAAGUAAACGUUAAAAGGAAUUACCAUAAUGACGCAGGUCUAUUUACGAGCCUGUGUAUUACGCGGCUCGUCCUUGGUGCCAACAUUUAUAGCGGUUAUCAUAUAUCUAUCGACGUGUACUUGCCAAACAACCUUAGCACCUAAAUAUGAUACAAAAACAACAUCGCAAAGCUUACACGAAUCGCCCACUCCUAUUAUCUCGUCGACUACGCUCAGAAUGAAGCCAUUAACAUCAACAGAAGGCCCGACCACCAUUACUUUAACAACAAAGGGGAGCGUUAAAACAACAAAGGCUUACGAGGCUACCGAGAGGCCGAGUGCCGCCCGCAAUUCAACGGUCGCAGCGGACGUGAGCACAAAAGGGCUGGUUAAAAGUGCAAGAAGGCAAAAGUUAAACACUACUUCGAGUGCACUCGGAAGCGCAGUGUAUACCUCGGCUCGGCUUCAAGAUCGCUUGGGGGCAAUAGAUUGCGAUCUGCCCGUCUUGCCGAAGGAGUCGCGCCUCUGGAGGGGAAAUGAAACGCAUGAGUUGAAUUUACCUUUAACGGAGUGCGCGGGAGGGCGGUUUGGGGGCGACGAGGAGUGCCCUCAGGUCAUCGUGUCAUGGGAGGGCUCCGCUGACAUACAGAGUGGAGACAUCCUUAUCGUGCGCAUCUCCGACGCUUUAUUGCUCGACCGCACCGGCCAUGUUGAAACCAAGAACGAAUCUAUCGACACGAACUCUUCGCUCGCAGAAAGGGCACAUCACACGCUACUGCAGCCAGCUGUGUAUCAGGUGACGCGACAAGGACACGAACAUUGUGACGUUUCUGAUGGCAUGCUACUAGAUAUCAAUCCCUUGGAUGAACAUGAUACUAAGAUUUUCACACUUUAUGACAAAGAUUUAACAGAUGGAGUCAAUUUGUUAAUAGUUGUAUCCGAGAACUGGGGGUCACAAUGCGUCCGCUUGAAAGUGACGGUCAAGUCAGAUAACUGCGGCGAGUCUCAGGAUUGUUCUGGGAAAGGAGUAUGUUACACAAACGUAUCUAUGGAAGGUUACGAAUGUCAGUGUUGCCCUGGAUAUAUGGGUCCGCACUGUGAAGACAGGGAUGCCUGCAAUCCAUCAUCCUGCUUGAAUAAUGGCAUUUGUGUCGACCUCACGCAAUCUCUCAACGGAGCCAACUAUCACUGUCUUUGUCCAUACGGUUUUACCGGGCGGAAGUGUGAAAAAGAUCCAUGCUUUUCAUCGCCGUGUGUGAACGGUGGAUCGUGUAUGAGCAUGGCAAUGAACGGUUCGACAACUUUCCAUUGUGCUUGUACGGAAGAGUGGACGGGCACACACUGCGAGAUGCCGGCCACCGGCGGGGCCUGCGCUGAUAAGCCCUGCGGCAAAGGCAUCUGCGUAGAGCAAACCGACGAUGACAGCGGCCCGAACUUCCGAUGCUUCUGCGAGCCUGGGUAUACCGGGGACAGAUGCGAACUAGAGUAUAAUGAGUGCGAAUCGUCGCCUUGCGUGAACGGUGGUACUUGUACCGAUCAAGUCGGAGGCUUCACUUGUGCUUGCGAUCGGGGAUACACUGGACCUAUGUGCCAGUUUAAGGUGGAUCUUUGCUCCCCGAACCCCUGCUCAGAGCAGCGCUAUUGCGUGGACCACGGCAACAGCUACGCGUGCGAGUGUCCCCGCGGCUUUGUCGGUGAAGAAUGCCAUAUUCCUGCUACUUCUAUAUGCGAUAACAACCCUUGUGCUCAUGGCGGAACGUGCUGGAGUGGCGUGGACUCGUUCUAUUGCUCUUGCAGACCGGGAUAUACUGGAAGAUUAUGCGAAGAGGACUUCAUACUAGAGCCAGUGAUCGACGGUGAAGGAGAUGUGGACGCUGAGACUCGUGGAAGUGGAUCAGUUCGGGUGAUGCGGCUCCCACUUGGCCUGUACCACGAUCGCCUUCACAACGUGUACAUAGCGGCCGGUACCCUGGGAGCAGCGAUAGCUAUCGUGGGAGUUGUGGUAACAGCCUGCCACUGUCGCGUGAAUAAAACAUACUCCCGCCUGUUAUCCGGUCUCUCAGCGCGGGUCACGGAAGCGGGUCCCCCCCACCACUGGUUGCAGGACAAACGGGAACCGAACCCGGCCCCCUUCCAACCGCCCACUAACUUCGAUACCACCGACAUGUACUACACACUUGACUUCAGCGACAGCCAAAGCUCCCCCCUCAUUCAAUAGCCAUCAAUAUCGGACUGCUCCGAUGGGGAACGGUUCAAAAUACAAAUUUAAUAUGCCAAUAUGUUUAUAAUCACGCGGUCGUCGUCUGUCGCAUUUUGCACCGCUUAUAAAGGUAUCAAUGAGUCUAAGCCCGGCCGUACACGGACUGCUCGAGCGGUCAGUCGUUGACUGCUCGAGCUGUCGCUACAAACCGCGCAGUUGACCGCUUGAAGCGGUCGCGACUGCUCGAGCAGUCCGUGUGCGGCAGUGAAUGAAUGUCUAUAGUUCAUAACGGUCGCGGCUUCAAGUCAUCGGUCUCAACUGCUUGAAGCGGUCUAUGUACGACCGCCCUUAUCAUUUCUUUUGAAGUUGAACCGUGAUGAAACAUAAAGACAAGUAUUUGAUUUCAGUUCAAUUUCUUACCCUUCUUACCAUACGUUUGCAUAAUCACUGCUGAAUAUUGAUGGCAGAAAUACGUAAGAGAAUUUCAACUAGGUAAUUAAAUAUAAUAUGAUAUUGAUUUUAUUUGAAGGUUUCAUUAUUUCUUAUUAUUAUGUAAUACCUGUAUUCCAUCAUGUAAUUUUCAUAAUUCGCUAACCAAUUUAUAAAAAGUUUUAUAAUAAAUCGGAAACACUUAUGAAUGUCACGCAUUUCUUAUUAUAAUCGAUAGCUACUUAUAUGUUUGUAUUAACUUGUGUUUUAUCAA